Molecule: messenger RNA, 12946 nt
Organism: Pelobates cultripes (western spadefoot toad)
Lineage: Eukaryota; Metazoa; Chordata; Amphibia; Anura; Pelobatidae
Source: the annotation of a GenBank genome assembly
GUGUCUUCCGGAUAUGGAAACGAGGCGUGGAUGAGCGUGUUGGUCUCCCUGGUAACGCCAGCUUGGCCCCGCCCUCGGAGCUCCUCCCAGUGACAGUUAACGGUUGUUGCGGAAAGUUCCGGAAGGUUGUUCGCGGUGCAUUGUGGGAGCAGCCGGCUGUGUGAAGGAUCUGCCUGACGGUCAGCACGAUGAUGGUGAGUGAGCAAUCCGCCGCCAUCCUCCCCGCUCCCAGCCCGCAGCCCCCCGGGACCCUCACCGCCGGCUCCCCCGGGCCGCACUCCCUCUCCUGGCCGCUGUGUGAGGCCCGGGGCGGCAGGGAGCCGGGCGGGGACUGAGUCACGUGGGCCUCACAAAGCCUCGGUCUGUCCUGGAUCCCCUAUCCGAGUCCCAGACACCCUGCCCGGCCUUGCAGCUCCGCUAUACCCCGGUACCUUACUGUGCCAUCUAUAAAUAUCAUAAUAAGAAUAAUAAUAAUAAAUAUAACUAGAAAAGCUACAAUUUCUGGGGAAAUUGUGUGAAGUGUUCUUGCCUCCACCUGUAGUCUACAACUGGAGUGGGCGGAGUAACUGUUAUCAUUUAUAUAGCACAUUUAAUUGCAACGUUGUUGCACAGUUACAUUAAAGGACCACUAUAGUGCCCUGAGGGUGCCCCCACCCUCACUGUCCCCCUCCCGCCGGGCUCUGGAAAGGGGAAAAGGGGUUAAACUUACCUUUUUCCAGCGCUGGGCGGGGAGCUCUCUGCCUCCUCUUCUCCUCCCCGUCGUCUUAAUGCGCACGCGCGGCAAGAGCUGCGCGCGCAUUCAGCCGGUCACAUAGGAAAGCAUUCUCAAUGGUUUCCUAUGGACGCUGGCGUGCUGUCACUGUGAAAAUCAUAGUGAUAAGCACGCAAGCGCCUCUAGUGGCUGUCAAUGAGACAGCCACUAGAGGAUUAGGGGGAAGGCUUAACCCAUUCAUAAACAUAGCAGUUUCUCUGAAACGGCUAUGUUUAUGAAAAAAUGGGUUAACCCUAGAAGGACCAGGCACCCAGACCACUUCAUUAAGCUGAAGUGGUCUGGGUGCCUAGAGUGGUCCUUUAAACCCUACAUUUAUAAAAACAUUAGCAGGUGUUCAAAAGGCCCUGUCUAUGAUAUCACUUGCUGCUGCAGCCUUGACAGGUCAGAGUAUUUUGGUGGUUGCCAUCUUCAAACGGUCGUAUCUUAAAAACUAUAACUCCUACAGUGAAGAGCUUUAUAUUGUGAGAAUCACAAGACCCAGACCUACAUUUUGAUGCAUAGUAUGUCUCUGAAGUAUUAAAAUUGUAGGCACAGUCGCAGUUUAGAAAUUGCACUUCAAAUUUGAGCUUUGCAGAGUGAAGUUUCAAUGAAUGUCAAUGGACGGCGUUGGUUGCAAACAAAUGGUCAUAUUGUGAAAACUAUCAGGACUACGGCUUAGCCGUUGACAUGUUUAGUGGCAGCGGGGAUAGCUGAACGUUUUGAUAUAAGAUUUGUGUAGGUGGGCCUAAAAAUGAGGGAGUGGUGGCAGUUUAGAAAUCAUGUCCUGAUUUUUCAGCUUUUGCCAGCUCCCACUCUAGCUUUGCCAUUCAUUCCUAUGGGACAAAUUUCGCCACAAGAACGAUGAUAUUCCGUGAACCAUUCGGCGAAACGUUCCACAAAGUAAUAGCAAUCCGAUCGGGAACAAUCUGCACGUUUUGGUAAAUUUUUGGCUAUGUAGUGUAAAAACUGUGGGAGGAGUUAGGGUGGCAAAUUUUGCUAUAAUAAUAAGAAUAAUAAUAAUAAUAAUAAUAUAUAUGUGAGAUAACAUUAAGUGGUCUUGCUAUGCAAGAACACUUAAUAAUAAUAUAUAUGUGAGAUAACAAUAAGUGUUCUUGCAAGAACACUUAAUAAGAAUAAUAAUAUAUAUGGGAGAUAACAAUAAGUGUUCUUGCUAUGCAAGAACACUUAAAUAUAUAUGUGAGAUAACAUUAAGUGGUCUUGCUAUGCAAGAACACUUAAUAAUAUACCGUGUGCCUGGCGUUAACCCUCUCUGUACCGUGUGCCUGGUGUUAACCCCCUAUAUACUGUAUCCCUGUCCAUGUUAACCCUAGGGAGCUGUCAUAUGAGGGGGUCAGUGCACUCUUCACUUUAUAUUUUGUAUCCCUGUCCUAUAAUAAACCAAGGAGGUGCUGUCAUGGGGGUUAAUUAUAUUAUUUAUAUAGCGCAAACAAAUUCCGCAGCGCUUUAGAGCAGACUGCACUCUUCGUAUAUUUUGUAUCCCUGUUCUAUCUGCCCCAUGUCAGAGGGGUAAUCAACUUGUAUGUAGGGCAGACUGUGCACUUUGCUUUGGGUACCAAAUCCACUGCUCUGCUAUCUCUGCCAGGCCUGCAAUCCUAUUGUGUGUGAGCUAUGUUCCUUCAUAACUUGUAUGAGUGGGCUAUUCAUUUGGCAUGACAGUAUACCUGUCCAUUAUGUUUCAUGCAUAAUAUUUUCUACUUAAUACAGAGAGUAAACGUGUGUAUUACAUCACACUUUGCACUGAUCAACCACAACAAUAAAAUCACUGACAGGGGAAGCGAAUAACAUUGAUUGUAUCCUUACGAUGUCACUGUCAAGGGGUUGGAUAUAUUAGGCAGCAAGUGAAUGGUCAGCUCUUGAAUUUCUUGUUAUGGAAGCAGAGAAAAUGGGCAAGCGGAAAGAACUGAGAGGCAAUGUAAACACUGCGUUUAAAAUAUAGUGUUUACAUGGAAAUGUCUGCAGGGAAUGACUAUACUCACCAGAACAACUACAUUGAGUUAUAGUUCUGGUGACUAUAGUGUCCCUUUAAAGGACCACUAUAGGCACCCAGACUACUUCAGCUUAAUGAAGUGGUCUUUGUGCCAGGUCCAUCUAGGGUUAACCCUGCCUGCUGUAAACAUAGCAGUUUCAGAGAAUGUUUACAUUAGGGUUAAUCCAGCCGCUAGAGGCGCUUCUCACUGUGAUUUUCACGAGUUUGUUUUCCUGGCACUAUAGUGGUCCUUUAAUUUCUCUACAGUCGUCACUAGCUGGGGGGAAUGACAACGAUUGACAGCGGUAGGCUCAGCCUUGUGUCAAGCUUUGUCAGGCAUAGGAAAAUAAAGACAUAGCAGUCUCUACUUUCGCUCGGUAAUAUUCCAACACCGUCAAUAUGAGUAUUUCAUAACGAUUUACUCUUUAGCCUUCCAAGAUUGGAUGGAAAUGAUUGACUGCAAGUGUAUGGCUAACCAGCUUCCCUCCAUGAUUAGACAAUUUUGGAACGAUAAUGCAUAAGUGUCUGUAUUGCCUGAGCCGCGACUACCUGGUUGGGGAUUAGAUGCAGAGAGAGUUUUUGUCAGAUUGCAUAGAAAUCCUUUUUGCAAAACUCUUUACACUGUAACCGCUAGAAUGUGAUAAGGCGCUUAUAGUACUUUUUUUUAUUUUUUAUUAUUAUUAUUUUUUUAAAGAGAAUGUGACGCACAUCAUUUCUCUAUGAAGCUGAAUUACUAGUACCUUUAGAGAUUGCGUAGCUGUUGCCUAACCACCUCAGGGCUGCAAAGGUUAACAACACUGGUGUAAGGUUGUGCACUAAUCUGGGAAUUGACCAGAUCCAGCAUAAUUUACAGGGUUAUUCACUAAAGUGAGAAUUCAAAGUGAUUUUUCAAAUUUAAGGUCAAACUAACCAAACUGUAAAAAAUGUUGAUUAUGUUUGAUAGGUAGAAAUGGCAGGCUCUGUAUUGCUUAUUGGUGCUAUUUGUGUCUUGCAGCCCACACCAGUUAUCCUGCUCAAAGAGGGCACCGACACCUCACAGGGGGUUCCUCAACUCCUGAGUAACAUCAGUGCUUGCCAGGUGAUUGCUGAAGCCGUGCGCACAACCCUAGGUCCUCGGGGUAUGGAUAAACUCAUUGUUGAUGACAGAGGUAAGCAUUGUUCCCUUUGGCACUAGACAUGUCCCUGACUGCUGCCAGUUAACCACAAAAGGUGUAAAGGAAUAAAUUCUUGCAAAAAAAUUGUGUGUAUUGUUUUACUUUUUAGUUAUGCUAUAAAGAAUAACAUGUCAGAAUAUGUUGUGUGUUAGUUUCUUGAGCUGCUUACAUAGCUGCUGUACCUUACAUUAUUCCUUUAUUCUUCCAGGUAAAGCAACAAUCUCCAAUGAUGGUGCUACUAUAUUGAAACUCCUGGAUGUGGUGCAUCCUGCAGGAAAGACCCUAGUGGACAUUGCAAAAUCUCAGGAUGCAGAGGUACAUUAACUGACUAAUGCAGAGGCUUUAAUUCAAAUCUGUACUGCCUGAACAUAACCUAUCACACAGUGCCCAGCAGGGAUUUAUUGGAUGUGUACUUAAACACUUGGCUGCAGCUUUGUCCAUCACAACAAUAGACUUGGAGUCCUGUACUAACGCAACCUCAGUACUCUUAGGCUAUUAUUGUUGACCAGGUUUGACAAAAUGAUGCUUGAUAAUGUGGAAGUGUCCUUUCCCUUUAAUGGGGUGGUUGAAGUUUAAGAAGGAUAUGGUAUCACAGUAAAGCCUUUGUUUUUGAAGACUUCCAAAACGGUUUCACCAAAUUAAUGGGAAUGGCACCUAUAUAUUAAAGGAACACUAUAGUGUUAGCUGUAUUGUUAUAACAAUUUAAUUAAAGGUUUACUUACAUCACGGGUUCCUCUGCGCUCUUCACUUCUCCAACGCCACAGAGAAGGCAUGGCUCGCUCUGUUGAUGGUCCAAUCCAAUGCACCUCAUAGAGGAGCAUUGGAGACCUAAUGCAACUGCGCAGCAAGUGCCUUGCCAUUUCAAAAUUCCCUAUAGAAACCGUUUGCCUCCUUACCUUAGUUCCUUCUGGGCUCAAAUGCUCUCUGGCGGUUCAGUGACGCACUCCCAGCGAGCUGCGGCCAUCGCCAUUCCUUGGCUGAGAGGGUUUUCUCAGUUGAAUUUAACCAACUUAAAACUCUUGUUGCAGGCUGGCUCAUGGCGCCCCAGUGACCCUGCCAAAGGUGGAAUUAUUCCUCCAGCAGCAGAUGGGUUAAACUACGUUUGUGUAGUGUUUCAUAGUGAAACUACACAUACAAGCUCCAGGCGCCAUGCCACUUCUAAUCACUUUAAUAUCACUAUAACUACUGAUAUAAGCUAAAGUAGGAUUGUCCUUGUAAGUCAGUGGAUCUUUGUGUUUGUGCGUUUCGGUGGUUGUGGCACUCUGUAUAUUGGCAGGUAGAUAUUUUUAUUGCUGUGUAUGUCCUAGACACUGGGCUGUUUAGUGUGUGGGAUUUAUUUUGUGUUCCUCCUUCUGAUGUUGUACAGGUAAAUAGUGCUAUUAAUGUGUGUUUGUCUCAUUAUGCCUUAUGUGUUGGGCUGUUUUCAUUUGUUUUGUUCCUUGCAGGUAGGAGAUGGCACCACCUCUGUGACGUUACUGGCAGCUGAGAUCUUGAAACAGGUGAAGCCUUAUGUUGAGGAUGGACUUCAUCCUCAGAUUAUCAUCCGUGCUUUCCGCACAGCAACACAGUUGGUGAGUUGUUUUGUUUUUUUCUUGUGACAGUCACACACAACCAUGACACAUUAUGUUUCCCCUCCCCCUCCAACAUAUUUUAUAGGCUUUUGGGGAGUGGGUCCAGUUGUUACUCAUGCCUCACGUUGUGGUGUUUUGUUUUUUUUUGAUUGUUUUUUGUUUUUUUUGAUACAGGCAAUUAGUAAAAUCAAAGAAAUUGCUGUCACUGUGAAGAAGGAGGACAAAGAGUAAGUAUCCUGUAUAGUCACAUCAUGUAUUAGUGCAUGCCACUAUUUCUUAUUUGUACUUCUAGGCUGCUCUGUUUAAAGUCCCACUGACAGACCUAGAGGGAAGCUCUGUGAUUGUUACCAGAAUGCCGCUUUGUGUAUCUGUCAGUGUAGCAUUUUGAAAAUAAUAGCAGGGGCAUUUUUGCUGUUAUUGAUGCUCAUACUACAUCAAUCUCAAACCACAUUCAAGCUGACAUAUAAAUAACUGACUUUUUUAUUUAACACAUCUUCUUACAUGCAUGGAUAGAUUGUUAGUGUUGUUUUUGUUUGUGUGUGAGCUGUUCGUAUUAUUUGUAUGAGGAAAUGUGGAUGGCUUCCCUGGAGUCCAGUGGGGGCAUUGCUGGCCAGGUACAGGUCAAGGGCAGGAACUGCGAUAGCUGCUGCGGGAUUCACAUUUACAAGUGCUGGGAGGAAGUGAUCUGAGAUCACUUCCACUAAGUGCUUCAAUGCGUAAAUUGAGGAUUGUCCUGAUGCCCUUUAAUAAAUGAAUACAAGCAUUCCCUGAAAUAAGAUUUCCAGUUCUUGUACCCAGAGGGUUUAGAGUCGUGCCUUGAGGCCAUGCUUCUAAGCCUUUUAAUUGGUUGACUAGAGGGCUUUGUGGGUAGGUGAUGGGGACGGGACUGCACACAAUGACAACUUCAUUAAUAUGAAAUUGGAGAAGUACCUACAAUGUCCCUUUAAGUCUCUCUCUGUGCAAGUUGACAGCUGACCUAAAAUGUGCAGGUAAUUGACAAUAGGAGACUUGUCCCCAGCACCUAACUGCCAAUUACUAUGAAUGUGCAGUGUUUCAAUGAGAAACUAGUCUUUUUCAGAAAUGUAUUCAGAUAUUUCCUGAAGUUAUUGUUACAUGUACAUAGACUACAGUGUUCUUGUGAGAGCUCUGGAAAUGCAUUGAUAUCCUAUCUGAAAAGGCUAGAUUAUGCCAAUGUAAUAAAAAAAAAGUAAUUUUUGCUUUGUGUUCUUUAGAGAGCAGCGGCUUCUCCUAGAAAAGUGUGCAGCAACCGCACUGAGCUCUAAGCUGAUUGCAACGCAGAAAGACUUCUUUGCCAAAAUGGUGGUUGAUGCUGUCACCUUAUUGGAUGAUCUGCUACAACUUAAAAUGAUCGGAAUUAAGAAAGUCCAGGGCGGUGCGCUUGAGGUGAGACUGCACUCAUAUCUUUUGGAGUAGACUGCAAGGCUGAAUUAGCAUUAAUGGUGUGAUUUGACCAUGUGUGAAGCUUAAAGGACCACUCUAGGCACCCAGACCACUUCAGCUUAGUGAAGUGGUCUGGGUGCCUGGUCCAGCUAGGGUUAACCCAUUUUUUCAUAAACAUAGCAGUUUCAGAGAAACUGCUAUGCUUGUGAAUGGGUUAAGCCUUUCCCUUAUUUCCUCUAUUGGCUGUCUCAUUGACAGCCGCUAGAGGCGCUUGUGUGUUUCUCACUGUGAUUUUCACAGUGAGAGCACGCCACUGUCCAUAGGAAAGCAUUAUGAAUGCUUUCCUAUGUGACCGGCUGAAUGUGCGCACAGCUCUUGCCGCGUGUGCGCAUUCUGCCGACGGGGAGGAGAGAAGGAGGAUCGGAUGAGGAGAGCUCUCCACCCAGCUCUUGAAAAAGGUAAGUUUUUACCCCCUUCCAGAGCCGGGCGGGAGGGGGCCCCUGAGGGUGGGGGUACCCUCAGGGCACUAUAGUGCCAGGAAAACGAGUAUGUUUUCCUGGCACUAUAGUGGUCCUUUAAUGCGCCACUGUCACGCUGAACUUGACCUUUCUCCUAUUGUUUUCCCUUCCUCUCUCAGGAUCCGUUCUUGUUUUCUUUAAAGCAUAAGCCAAAUUAGGGACUACUUUGUCUCAUGUAUUUUUCCUACGUCUGACAUUCUCUGACAUAGGAGGAACUUAAAGGAGCACUAUAGUGCCAGGAAAACAAACACGUUUUCCUGGCACUAUAGGGUUAAUAAGUAUCCCCCUCCUGCUGGGCUGAAGGGCUUAAAACCCCUUCAGCCACUUACCUUAAUCCAGCGCUGGGCUCCUUCAGCACUCGUGACCUCUCCUCCCCCUGCUGACGUCAGCUCUGAAUGCGCAUGCGCAGCCAGAGCUGCGCACGCAUUUAAAACGCCCAUAGCAAUACUUUCCUGUUGACAUCAGCGUGUCCUCAAUGCGAAUUUCACAUUGAGGACCGCGGAAGCAGCAUCUAGUGGCUCUCAGGGUGGCUGGCUUAACCCUCUCUGAAACUGAUUUUUUCAGCUGCAGGGUUAAAACUAGGGGGACUUGGCACCCAGACUAUUUCAUUUAGUUGAAGUGGUCUGGGUGUGUAUAGUGAUCUUUUAAGUCACAGAAAAUUUCCCACAGUACUCCCUUUCCUCUAUGACAUGUGAAAUAGGGCUGAUUUAAUUAAGCCCCUCCUUGUGUGAGAGAAAGUCAGACGUAGAAAAAAUACAUAAGACAAAGUAGUCCCUGCUUUGUUUUAUGUUUUAAGGAAAAUUAGAUCAGAAAUAAAGAAAAGAACAGAUCCUGAGAAAGGUAAGUUCAGUGUGACAGUGCCGCUUUAAGGUUAGCUGAUAUUACAACUAUGGUGUUAAAGAGAAAUCUUUUUGAUGUAGAGAAGACUAUUUGAAUGUGGCUAUGUUGCUACUCUUAUAUGCUUCAGUGGUAUUUAAUCGAGCGGCAACCCAUUUAGAGGUGAUAGUACCUAGUUUUAUUCUUGUCUGUCUAUACAUAUGUGGUAGUCUUGAAUUGCUAAUUACAGGAUUAUUUUCCCCUGUAGGAGUCUCAUCUGGUUGCUGGGGUGGCCUUUAAGAAAACCUUUUCCUAUGCUGGGUUUGAAAUGCAGCCCAAGAAAUACGAGUCCCCAAAGAUUGCUCUUCUCAAUAUAGAGCUGGAACUGAAAGCAGAGAGAGAUAAUGCAGAGGUCCGAGUGAAUAAAAUUGAGGUAAAGGAAUUUUUGAAAUUUGUCAUCUGGGAAGGUGUUUCACAAGUGUAACUUGCUAAGUAGGUUUGGUUCUAGUAAUUCAUUGGUGUAAUUCCGUCCAUGGAAUUCAUUUGUAUUCUAGAAAUCCGUGUAUGUGAACAUGGUUUAACGAAACAAAAAAAGUGGAUAUGUACAGAAAAUAUAAUAAAUAAAAUAAAAAAUAAAAAACAUUUUUAUUAGAUAAUUUAUAAAAAGCCUGUACUUGCCACCAAAGUCAUAAACUAUAAUCUGUAGUGUGUACGUAACAUAGAAGAAAUGGCAAAUUCCAUAAACUAAUCCCAAUGUGUAGUACCCUAUAUUGGUCACCAGGUGUCAGUCGCAAAAGAGCUCCAACAAGCAAACCGUAGAAUAUCCCUAAAUUUUUGCCAGCCCAGUGGGGAAAAAGUAUGUUACACCUCUAAGGUAAACAAACAGGUUAUACAAAAGAUAGCGCAUUCGACGCACGUUUCACCCACCUUGUGGGGGUCAUCGGGAGUGCCGAAAAGGACCUGCUUACAGUCUCGCUUGCCUGGUUUUGUCAUUUGAUUCUUUAGCCUUGCAUGCUCCAAACAGUCCCUUUCUCAAACUAUAACAAACCAUAAGUCUAGUGUAUCUCUUAUUUGAUCUGUCCAAUCACUGAUCUUGCUCCAUUGUCAGAAUUUGAUCAUUUUUGUACUGGUAAGUUGUUUAAAGGAACACUAUAGCAUUGCUCUUCACCCCUCUCCCCCUCCCCCCCCCCUCAAUCUGUACAGAAAACAAAUUACUCACCUUUUCUCCUGCUGAGACCACCUCCAGGGUGACAAGCCAAUCCAAUACUCCUCAGAGACUAGCAUAGGCGCUGGCUGAGAUGCGCCUACAACUCCUCCAUAGAGAAUUACUGUUCUCUAUGGCAGAUUGUGACGGCACUGUGCUUGCCCCCAUGCCAUCACGAUAUUUUAAAGUAUGAAAGCUUGGUAGUUAGAUAUCCAGCUCUCAUACCCAGAGAGCUUGGAGGUGUGGCUUGAAGCUCCACUUCCAAGCAUCCUAUUAGGUUUGCGGGGAGCAGGACUGUAUGUACCAUAACCACUUCAGUAAGGUGAAGUUGUUAAAGUGCCUACAGUGUCCCUUUAAAUCCUUCAAUGACUGCUUAAAGGUAUAUUUUAGCAUUUGGAAUGUAAACAUAUUUUUAACACUAGAGUGUUGUACUAACACUAAUUGUUGGCCAGGAUCAAAUGACAUCAGACUGUUGCUUUAAAUGUGAAUGCUAUCCCUACUGACCUUGCACUGAUGUCAUCAUAUUUUCUCUCAAUAUUCUGACACUACCCAUGUGUUAGGACUAUCAAGCGAUUGUAGAUGCUGAAUGGAAUAUUCUGUAUGAUAAACUGGACAAGAUUCACAAGUCUGGAGCUAAAGUCGUCUUGUCCAAGCUGCCAAUUGGGGAUGUAGCUACACAGUACUUUGCAGACAGGGAUCUGUUCUGUGCUGGAAGAGUGCCAGAAGAGGACCUUAAAAGGACCAUGAUGGUAAUAUCUAAUAAAUACAGUUAGAUCCUAUGUAUCUACAAACAAAACCUCCACCCCUUUUUCUAAUAGAUACACCAUUGCUGUAUCUAGCAAUCAGAUGACUAUUUUGAUAUCUAAUUCCUGUUAUUUUAGGCCUGUGGAGGAUCCAUCCAGACCAGUGUGAAUGCGUUGACUGAUGAUGUUCUUGGGCAGUGUGCUCUCUUUGAGGAAGCUCAGGUGGGCGGAGAAAGGUGAGCGGUUUCACUUACACUCUUUGUACUUGGCGUUAUAAAAUGAAGAAACAAACUGGGUACCCCAAACUCUACUCUAAAAACGUAGUCUUCCAUUUGUAAAUCCUACACAUUCACACUUCCGUUACAAGAAUAUGCUACCGAAUACAAGAAUGAGUUUUUCUGUUAUGACCAGGAGAGUGCAUCUUGAUAUAUUUGUAUCAAAUGUUAACCAAUUCUAAAAUGUGCCCAGUUUUUAGGAAAUGCAUACUCAAUAUAAUUUUGUAUAUAGCCAUGAAGUUCAAGUGGGGCCCUGUCACUUUUAAUCUUUGUGUCACAGAAAUCUUUGUACACGUGUGACAAAGCCAGUGCUGAACAUUUAUUUGUGUGUUUGCUACAGGUAUAACAUCUUUUCUGGGUGCCCAAAAGCCAAGACAUGUACAAUCAUACUGAGAGGGGGUGCAGAACAAUUCAUGGAGGAGACAGAGCGCUCUCUGCAUGACGCCAUCAUGAUUGUGCGGCGAGCAAUCAAGGUAACCGUGCCUGAUUACACAUUUUGUUAUGGCUUUCGUGUCAGUCUCUUGUACCUUCAAAUUGCACUUUGAAAUGAACACUUUUAUCAUCCUCUUUAGAAUGACUCUGUGGUAGCUGGAGGAGGGGCCAUUGAGAUGGAGCUUUCCAAGUAUCUUCGUGAUUAUUCCAGGACAAUCCCGGGAAAGCAGCAGCUUCUGAUUGGCUCCUAUGCCAAGGCUCUGGAGAUUAUCCCAAGACAGCUAUGUGACAAUGCUGGCUUUGAUGCCACGAACAUCCUGAACAAGCUAAGAGCUAAACACGCCCAGGUAAGUGUUUCAAAUCAGUCUUCUAUGGCCCUUUAUUGCACCAUUAUUUACCCUCCUCUUGUAGUGUAAGACACAAUGUCACAAAAAGUCUCCAACACCCAGACAGCAUGUACACUUCUCCAUUAAUCUGGCUGUACACUUAUGUUUUAUAGAUUUUACCAACAGCUUUCACUCUUCUGCCUACAUAGACAGAAUUUAUUUUAAAUGUCUACUUUUUACAUCAAAUUUAAGAUAUCAUCAGGUGUUCCUUCUUGCUGAUUGUGUGUUAUGAUUGUUAAACCAGUUUAAGAGGGGAAUUGAAAACCGAGGACAAACCAGAAGUACACUAUAAAGUGUCAUUUCUUCAGUGUUGUCACAUGAAAAGAUAUAAUAAAUAUUUACAAAAAAAGGGGUGUACUCACUUUUGUGAGAUACUGCAUAUUUUUAAUCUUUAUGUCUUCUAUCAUUUUGAUUAUAAUCAGAUUGAUUUAGUUAGCUGGUCAAUAAUCGGUAAUAUGUACAGGAAAUCUGUCAAUGACUUCCCUUACAUUCUGCUACAGUGCCUCCAUGUCCUCACAGAGAGCACCCACUUCCAGUUGACCCUGUCUCCUCCCAAAGUCGUCUUUGACUUACUCUAAGCAGGUCAAACCUCCUCUGUGACUUUGACACGUUGGCUCGGCACUCUGUUACUGUACUAUCGCUGGCUAGGAGUUACUGUAGCACAACAUGCACUGUGGUUGCUGUACAUGGAAAUUGAUUGACAGGUGUGAGACUUAUUUUUAAGGAUUUGCUAACACACUUUGUGUGUGUGUGUAUAUCUUUAUGCAUAAUGACGUCGCUAUUGCUGGAUGUGAAAAGUAGUAAAAUGUAUAGUGCUACAGAGUAUGGGUGGUGUUUUAUAAAUAUCUGUUUUUAUUUACUCUGCUACUCCAACAUGCAGGGAAACUAAUAAUAAUUUAUUUUGGGUAUCCUUUCAGGGUGGAAUGUGGUACGGGGUGGAUGUCAACAAUGAAGACAUAGCAGAUAACUUUGACGCUUGCGUUUGGGAGCCAGCAAUUGUAAGAAUUAAUGCAUUAACGGCAGCUUCAGAAGCAGCCUGUCUCAUACUGUCUGUGGAUGAAACCAUCAAAAACCCAAGAUCUACUGCAGACGCUCCGCCAGCUGGUCGCGGCAGAGGAAGGCCUCAUCACCAUUGAAACCGCAAAACUGGUUAUUUAAUCAGUCCAUUUCACUUCAGUUCCAGUAAAGGAAAAACUGUUGGUGCAGUUCUUCAUUCAGCUCAGUGAUCUAUCCACUGGCACAGGGUUACAUUGGCCUAACAGCUUUAUUAAUGUCUUUUUGAAUGCUUACUGUGUGGUCAACAAAAGAAAUAUUAUAUGAGAUGGUCAGAACCUGGAUCUCAGUUCUAGUAACAUGUAUGUUGCAGCACAUAUAAUUUAGAGACUUCUCGUCUUAAUACAAAUCUUGCCCUUUUUUUGUAUGUCCUCCAAUACACCUCCAAAGCGGAGCAUAAAAUCUAACUGAGCAUUCUUUGCCAUCAGUGUCCACUUACCUUUUUCUUUUUGUUAUCCUCUCAGUUGGUUGUGUACCUCCCUGGACGAAUGUGGCCAUUUUGAUACUCUAUUUAUUUUCCUUGAACAAACCAUAAUUAAAUGCACUUCAAUUAAUUGUCAGCAUUUUUUUCUUGUUAAUGUACCAAGUGGAUGUUUUAUAAAUAACACUUACAUGUAGACAUUAGCUAAUAAAAUACUUUCAGGAGGGUUUGCUA